Messenger RNA from Caretta caretta (loggerhead turtle), 3964 nucleotides. It is a transcript of the gene FAM81B, whose product is annotated as family with sequence similarity 81 member B. The record is from RefSeq and is a predicted model, not a curated record. Lineage: Eukaryota; Metazoa; Chordata; Testudines; Cheloniidae.
AACACAAGUGUCUCAGCAACAGUGAUCCAAGAGACUCAGGAAACUUGUGACUCCUGUGUCUUCUACAAGUCCAACAGCCUUUUCUGAUUUUAUUUUCAUUUCAAAAUACUGUCACUGCUCCCAGAAAUGUGCAGAAUUGUAGGGAGUUUACCAGCAGGUAUUCCUGGGUAGUUUGCCAUUUUUCUGAGCUGCCCAGCGAACUUGCAGAUGGACUGAUGAUGGUAUGGGGAAUUUGUGUUUGGGAGAGUUUAGCUGUUUCCUUGACAACAGCAUUUGGGGCUCCCAUGCACUGUGGGACUGAGACAAUUAAUGGGAAUGACUUAAAGAGUUAAAAGAAGAACAAAGAAAAUGUCAGCUGCAAGAUAAGAUUUUCUUCAAGCAAAAAUGUCAGAGAACUCCACUGAGUUGGUUAACUACCCUGACAAGAGCCAAGCUUUCCUUCCUGCAAUUCCCAUGAUUCCUGGAAACAGAGUGAAUCUUCUAGAAAACCGGGUGUCCAGUCAGGAGAGGACCACAGCUGUUCUCUUAGAUCAGGCCUUUCGAAUCAAAGAUGACAUUGUUUCUUAUCUUCAAGGAAGUAAGGGCCAUCAACAGGGGGAGGCAACAGCACGACAACUGCUGGAAAACCACAUACAAACUAUUACAAGCAUAGUUAAGAAGCUCAGCCAUGAUAUAGAGGUUUUGGAGAAACAAAUAAGAACAAGAGAUAAUGUUGCAACAGGAACUACUUUUGCUGUUCAAAGUUUGGACCAUAAAUACCUACAUGGAUUUGGAGACCUGCGUGGAAGGGUGGCCAGGGCCAGCUGCUGCAGCCUACAGAGAGAUUGUGGGAGUGCUCUAAUGCAGAGAAACCGGCAUGAAUAUCCUGCACAAGGGAGGGCACCAACUGUGAAGAUGUGGUGCAGAUGUGAUGCGAGCAUUGCAAAGCUAUCUGGAGACAUAAAUAUCAUCAGGCACGAGAUCCAGAGGCUAGAGAAAGAGAUUGGUGGCAUCCGCUCUACCUCAGAAAGUUAUGCUAAUAAUUUAGAGAUGAAGGUAAUGCGGCUAUUAGACAAGAUCGAGACUUCCAACUCUGAGCAAAGCUCUCAUUUAAAGACAGUCCAGGGGGAUCAACACCAUGAAUUGCAACUUCUGGAUUUCAAGGUGAAUAGUCUUCUAAAUGACCUCCGGGAUCAAAUUCAGGACCAACAAAAAUGGACAGAAAUCCAGCUGAGGCGAUCUGAACAAGAACAAGCCUCCCAUAAAGAUCAGUUUCUUAAUGCAAUGAAGGAGAGACUGGAAGCAGCAGAAAAGAAACUGGAAGAAAACCUUCACCUCUCGCUAAAGCUAGAGAAUAAUAAACCACAGCAAUGUGAAAUGGCGCUGAGCCAGGUGACAAAAUAUGAAAAUAAACUGCAUGCAAGAAUUACUAGAUUUGAAAGACAGAUCUGGAAUGAGCUGGAGGAAAUCCAGAAUGAAUAUAGAUCAGGAUUUCAGUCCAUUCAUGAAGCUCUCAACUCACUCCAACGAAUACAGAUGACAAAACUGAAACUAGAAAAAAAGAAAUUCCAGAAAGACAUAAAAAAAAUACAAUGCAAGGUAACUGAACUUCAGGAAGAGUGAAGUUUUUUCAGCAUUUGCCAUUGUUCUCUCAUCUUAACAGGACUGUUGGCUUAAAAACUGAAACAAAGAAAACCUCAUGUCUCCAUAGCAUGUUACUGCUCUGCUUAAAUCAUAUUUUAUAGUAGAACCUUCAUGAUCUAGUGCAACACUAAAGAAAAUCAGUUUUGGUGAUUUUUGUCUUGUUUUAAUAUGUUGAAGCAAGGUCAGUGUGACAAGAAAAUAAAGAUUAAGGACUGACAAAUUUGAAAGGGAUAUUUCACAAAACAUUAGCUCUUAUUUUGGGAUUUCUAGGAUCUACCUCUCCAUUUAGUGCCCUGAAAUUCUUAAGCAUAACAAGCCCAGUUCUGGUCUAAAUUAUACUUGUUUUACACUACUGCAACUAAAAUCAAAAUUGGGCCUAAUAAAUUCUCCUAGUACUGCUCUAUGUAUAUACUUAAGUCCAUUAAUAUUCAAUGGCAGUUGAAGGAAGAAUAGCAAUCCUUGCCUCAGUCUCUCUAGAAUAUAGCAGAACAUUUGGUGCGGUGUAAUUCGGGUUCGAGAUGAAGAGAAGUUGAGUCAUUCAAUGCAGCUAAGGAAACUGGUGCAAGUGAUCGAUCAAAGGCAAGAUGAUGAUUUUUGCAUUAUCAGAAAUAUGGUAUCUAUUUCCAAGCUGCUUUUCUGGUUCCUGGAAAGAAGGUGAUGGUUAUACCUAGCUUCUUGAUCAUUAAAGUGGGUAAAAUAAAAUCUUAAACACCUUUUUAUCUGCUUCAACUUUAAAAAAGGGAACAACCCUGAAAUAAGUUUACCUGGUAAUUCAGGUUCCAGGAUUCUGAGGCACUAGUACACACUAAAUUUCAGUCCACUGACAUCGGAGACAAUUUUGCCAGGGUGGGGGAGGGAAAAUGACCACAAUGCAAUUGUGGUAGAUACUCUGUACUACAACUGAUAAAUUCAUUGUCUCUGAGCCUCUCUCCAGCAAAUCAAAUGGGAUAGAACUCCGAUAAUCCUAGUGGCUCUGGUUUUCCAUGUUUGUCUAGGACAGUACUCAGGGAAAAGUUCCUCAGGCAGGGGCCCUGCAUAGCCUCUUUAACAGCAUGGUUGAUGAAUGGGCCUCAGUACAGAUAACAGGAGACUCCAAUUCAGUAACAAAUAUACUUUUCUCGCUGCAAGGAAACCUUCCUUUUCUAUGGUAUAUGCAAAAAAAUAGACUCACAACAGGAAAUGGUGUAAAGACAAAUAGUGACCAAUGUCAAAUGAAUUCCUUCUGUGUUUCAAUUUUGGUACGUUUGACUCACAUUGGGCCUUGCAGGUAGCACUCUUAUGAGACAGGUGUCUGCACUUAACACUUUGCUGCUCCCAUCUUGGCAACCCUUUAAUAGCACAUCACUCUGUGUCACACAUAUUCAGGGAAUAGCAGAAAAUCUAUAGUGCCACCUGCAAUCCUAAUAUACUUCUACAGACCCUUGCCCAGCUGUCUUCUGAACUCAUCCUAUAGGGCUCACAUUAGUCCCUGCCUAUGAAGGUGACACUACUAGGUGCCAUAACAUUACUUGUAUAAGCCAUGAAGUUAUGGCAAAAUAUAGGGCCACUGAGGAAUUUAUUCCAAAGUAGCACAGUAUGCCUCAGAUGUUUGGAUGGAUCCAGCGCAUCCUACAGAGAGCCUAAACCUGACACAAGGGGAAGACCACAGUUGCAGGUGUGCAGACUGGCUGGGGAAGGCUCCUUUUCCCCUCUAUGCCCUCCUUUGGACAAGAUUACUCUUGCCUUCAUGCUACAGCACAAAGUAUUGAUUUGCAUGAUUACAUUGCAAGUUUGAGACAUUUAGAAUUAAAAUUUCAUGUGAAAUAAACAUGCUAGAUGAGCUUCACUACUGCUAUUGCUGAUUGGGCAGUUUUUGUGCAAAAAGACAUGAUCAAAAGCCUUCUUUUCCGCAUGAUGCAAUUUAUACUCCGCUUCACAGCCAGCCAAAGGUUCAUGGCUGGUCGCAGCUUUUCCUCAUUGGCUGGCUUUGUGGAAGGCAUAUUAGUCUGGCCAGAUGGCAAGGCAGAUAACAGAAUUCAAGGCCCAAUCUUGGAAGUUCACAUCCAAGAAAAAUGUAGGGCUGGGCCUUAUGCUUUUUUUUAAAAAAAGAAAGAGUUUGGUCUAAAAUGUUAUUUACAUAGCAUUAAGCCAAAAGAGAGAUUCCAAAGCUAUAGGCAGCGCAGAGUACUUUGGAGUGUCAGAUAACCAUAACCCUAUUUGCAGGACAGGUGGAAUUAUUUGUUACUAUUGUUUUUUUCCAAUCAAAACUGUUUGUAUUGGUUAUAAGGCUGUUCCUAUCCUUCACAAAUGCUUUGCUUUCAUUUAAACUAUACAGAAUACCUAAAUAUAUUAGAUCAGUGUG